UAAUUACCAUACACUACCUGUCACAAUUUGAUUUAUGACCCCUGAUUUAUGGCUUGAUUUAUGAUCUUUUGAUUUAUGGUUUACUUUAUGGUAUGCUGACUGACAAGGCUUGGGACAUAUCUGACUGACAGGCUGAUAUGUUUAUUACCCCACCAGAACCCCCCCACCCUUGUCUUCUGCCGCAGACGUCACCUCACACCCACCAGGAUGUAACUUGUUUUACGACCUACACAGGCACCCCUAAACAAACACCAGCCAUCACUAUCGGUAGGAGUGGUCUACGUGGCCUUGUAUAUAGAUGGCUCACAACUCUGUUGGAGAUGACCAUUCAGACGCUAGCCUGAAAAAACCACGAUGGACGCAAGCUUUCUUGGAACCUGUGAGCUGGAAACAAUCCAAGCCGUUCAAAAUAUUGAAGGUUUAUCUCAACUUUGUGAGGAGUCUGUGAACACAUCAGCGCAUGUGGACCCUCUUGCAGGUCUAAAACGCUUAGUGGAUAGUAUCACGCCACCCGGAUUCGACAAUUUGUACAAACAGCCAAAAAAUCCUCAACUACAGGAUAUAACCAACAACAAUGGAUACAGGAGAGCCUUUAAGCCGAACUUAACGAGCAGUCCGGAGGUGUUGCUUGGUAAACGUUGCAACAGGGGACCAUCUUCAAGCAGAAAACGCAUCAGGCUGGAAGACAGCUGUAUACUGUUAGAUACAGAUUUGAACAACGCUGGACAGUCUACGAAUGGAGAAAGGGUGUUGCACAACGAUGUCCAGGAUGUUUUAAACAAGGACGAAUGGUCGGAGGAUUUGACGGACAUCUGGGAUCAGAACAGUUUCAGCGAACCAGUCGAAAAAACUGUUGCUGCCGCACCACCGAAUGUUGGAAUAAACGCUUCGGACAAACACAGAGACACUGACGCAAAUGAGUUACGAUCAAACCAAGAGCAUGAGCAUCAAGAUCAGGUAGGACCCGAUGGUGAUUUAAACAGUAUUGGCGAGGUUUUAACUGUUCUAAGACAGCUUUCUGAAGAAAACAGAAAAAUAUUGCUAGAUAACAAAACAAUCACAGAAUCAAACAGAAAACUAACAGAAGCUUGUAUUAAAACUUCCCAAGACAACGAAAGGUUGUCACAGUUAAAUGCAAAGAUAUCUCAAGAAAAUUUGAACAAUUUAAUUGAGCUACGUAGACAAUCUGCCUUUGUGGAAAACAACUACUUUAACGCCGUACUUGUAUUCAAAACUACUGAUGUCAUUAAAACCGACUUUAUGGUCACUCGUGUAGCCAACAUCUGUCUGAAUCUGUUCUGCUAUGGUUUCUAAUGCAUUGUGUGGCGUAGAUGGAUUUAAAAAAUGUGCGAUACAGAUUGCAAAACACAGUUUGUUUGAGGUGUUUGUUGGACAAAAAAGGUUCAUUCUGUUCCGGUCAAUCACCUGAUUGUGUGCAAGGUCACGCACCCUACAUCGCGCACCUCCAUUUUUAACCAUGGCUAUCGAGACAGUCAACACCAAACUAUUGUCUGUUUUAAUACUAUUGUUACUUUGCACAACCCUUUCAAUAGCAUCCAAAAACCUGUUCACAUUAUAACCGUCUCUGGAAGACAACACAGCGUUCACAUCAGAUGUUAAACUAUGGCCUCUAAGGGUAAUGUCAAUAACACCGCCAUCACCAGCCAACACUCUGGAGAAUGACACUAUUUGCGAUAACACAUUGUGCACAUAAGUAGCGUACGAACCCAUGUCUGUAGAUGGCGCAUGACGUAAAUUCAACGACCUGUGUAACACAAUACUAUUAAACCGCGAUCUCGGAACUAUAGUGUAAUCACCCACAACACCACCAUUUCUCACUAACCCCGCAAUAUCGCUGUCAGAUAAACCAAAGUUGGAUGCUGUCGGAUCGAGUGACGGAUGUCUAUUUUCAUGUGUACCACCACCUGCCUGAUCUGUAUGAAUAGUUUGUAGACAGUUUUGUGUAUCCCUCUCUACAGAUUCUAAAACAAGGUUGACGUUGUCCUGUAGAAAAGACAACUGCUCACUGUGCGACAUCUGUUCCAAAACAUCUGUCUGCCAACUAUCACUAAACCUACAACGCUUUGAUGGCGGGGCUUGUGUGGUACGAUUUCUAAACAAGUCAACAUCUGCAUUACCCUGUGUGAAUGUUACUUGUCGGUUAUUACUUGGACCGUUAAUAGGUGUAUCGUACGUAUUACUUAGAUACCGCAUUUGUUCGUCAAUGGUUAAAUGAUUAGACAAAACAUAAUGGUUGCCAAAGUGUUGUGU
Molecule: messenger RNA, 2271 nt
Organism: Astyanax mexicanus (Mexican tetra)
Lineage: Eukaryota; Metazoa; Chordata; Actinopteri; Characiformes; Acestrorhamphidae
Exons: 6
Coding region: 355-1314 (319 amino acids)
Source: RefSeq, a predicted model, not a curated record